Molecule: messenger RNA, 1678 nt
Organism: Contarinia nasturtii (swede midge)
Lineage: Eukaryota; Metazoa; Arthropoda; Insecta; Diptera; Cecidomyiidae
Product: DExH-box ATP-dependent RNA helicase DExH1-like
Exons: 5
Coding region: 303-1223 (306 amino acids)
Cellular component (GO): intracellular anatomical structure
Molecular function (GO): RNA binding; ATP binding
Source: RefSeq, a predicted model, not a curated record
UAAUAUAAUAAAAAUAUAGAAUUUUUUUAUAUAGAUAAAUAAAAUUUAAUUUAGAAUUAAAACAUAAUAUAUCAUAUGAAUUGUGUAUAGAAUAGUGUGAUUACAUUGAUAUCUCUACAAUGUACGUAUUACGUAUUGGAAAAUCUCCAACAUAUAUAGCGUACAAGUGAAUAGAGCGAAAUGUCAAAAUUGUUUUACUGUUUGUAGUUUAAUGUUGCGACGGAAAAAAAUAAUGCCUUACUUUUGCAAAGAUUGCAACGAUAUCGUUCAAAUAUGCAACAAAAUUGAAUCGAUGUGCAAGAAUGAUCGGAAAAGACACGGGCGCAUCUACACUCAUAAUAUCCCUCGCUAAUGAAGCGUUACAAUUUGCUGAAAACACCGAAGACGCCGAAGCCUUAAAUCCUGGUCGAGAUUUAUUGGAUUUAGUCGAAAUGUUGACGUCUAAUCAGUCUAUUGCGUUUGAAAAUGUUUUGAAUCAAACCGAUCAAACCGCAGUUAAUGCGAAAAUCAAAGUUGAUUUCAAUUUCCAAAAGAACAUAUUAAGCGCCAUUCCACCGAUCCCACCUAAAAAUAAUGACGAAAGGCAUCAACAGACAAGAGAGAAUUUACCGAUUUUCAAAUCCCGUCAUCAAAUUAUCGACACUAUCAAUCGAAAUCAAGUGGUCGUUAUAUCAAGUCAAACAGGUUCGGGCAAAACCACUCAAAUACCUCAGUAUAUCAUGGAGGAUUCUUUAUUGCGCCAACAAAAUUGUCGAAUAUAUUGUACACAACCUCGUCGAUUAGCCGCUACUUCAAUCGCAAAAAGAGUUGCGCUAGAACGAGGAGAAGAUAUUGGACACUCAAUCGGAUACCAAAUUCGUAUGGAAAGUUGUAUUUCUCCGAUUACCAAUUUGAUCUAUACGACAAGUGGAUAUUUAUUGCGAUAUUUAAUCGGAUCGAAGAAACUUGUGUUCAAAAGUAUCACACACUUGAUAUUGGACGAGGUUCAUGAAAGGGAAAAAGUAACCGAUUUCUUGAUGAUUUUUAUUCGUGAUGUUCUCAAAUCAAAUCCACACAUGAAAGUCAUCUUAAUGUCUGCCACUCUUGACUCGGACAUAUUUUGUCAAUACUUUGGCAAUUGUCCAGUGAUUAAUGUUCCCGGCAACGUCAAAUUGAAACCAUGCACCUCGGUGAAGUUCUCAUCAAGACCGGAUACAAAACCAAAGAAAUGGCUUCCUACAUGAUCAAUGUUCCCGUACCAAAUGUUAUUGAUGAUGAAAUUGUGCAAAGUACACCAGCCACACCAGCUGGAGAAUGGCCACAAACGCCACAAUUACUUCAGCACGCAUAUUAUAUGACGUUUGGCCGACGUAAUCAAAUUGAUCAUGAGUUGUUAUACCAUGUCAUUCAUCAUAUUCACAUGGACCAACCACUUGAUGGUAGUAUAUUGGUAUUUUUACCUGGAUAUGACGACAUCAUUGUACAAAAGGAAAAAAUUGAUUCAUUUUGCCGGUCAAUAAGAAUUUGUAAACAUUAAUUAAUAUCAUUUUUUUUUUAAAGAUUGAAACGCAAACAUACUGAACAUACUGCGAAUGUUUUAAAUUAGUGUUUUCGGAAAACAACAAACUUAUCGAUUUAAUGUAAUGAUAGUUGAAAUUCAGUGUAUUUAAGCCAAAUUUCUAUUUAUUAGAAAAUAGUA